AUGCGUCUCUCGCAAUCUCUCGUUGGCGCAGCCAUUAUCGCUGUUGCUAGCGCUAGGGCCUGUGGCAAGCCUCACAAGCCACCUCAUCAUGGGCACUCUCAUAGCCACGGUUCUCAUCCUGGGAAUAAGCCGCGUCCCACCACGGCUAUUUCUUCGAGCUACGCCCUCCCAACAGCGGAAAGUAGCAUCAUCGUCUUUACCAGCACGGCCUCGGAGGAAGAGCCAGAGCCAACCGCCUCUAGCACCCUCGAGACCGAUGAAGAGCAGUCCACCGACAUCCCGGAUGUCUCCAGCACGGAUGUUGAAUCAAGCGCUGCGUAUACCGAAGCACCUACUACCGAGGUAACUCCCACGGUCACCGAGUCUGAGUCUGCUAUCGAGACGACUUCCUCGUCCGAAACCCCCACCGAAACAGACGUUGAAGAGCCCACCACUUCGGCUGCUCCUGCCCCGACCUACACCCGUACAUUCCCUGCCGAUCUUCUCGACCAGCUUCAGGAUGCUAGCAUGCCCAAACUCGCCGAGUAUAAUGCCCACCGAGCUGCUUUGUCAAAGAGGCAGUCUACGAAGUGCACGCUGGAGAAUGCAAUGGUCAGGCGUGAAUGGGCCGACCUGCCUCGUCAUGAACGGGAGGAGUACAUCAAUGCUGUGAAGUGUCUCCAAGCGCUGCCGCCCAAGGACGAUAAAGCUCCCGGUUCUCGCUCUCGAUUCGACGAUUUCACUGCUACCAACAUCAGGAACCACAACGAAACAACGAAAGAUUAUGGCGGCAAGUUCCUUCCCUACUACCGUUAUCUUGUCCACGCCUACGAGACCGCGCUCCGCGACGAGUGCGGCUACACGGGAGCACAGCCGUACUGGAACUGGGAUCGCACUGCCGGGCACCUCAACACCUCGGCCCUCUUCAACGGAGAUUCGGCCUCUCUUGGAGGCGAUGGCGACGGGACGGAGAAUCACUGUGUCACCACCGGACCCUUUGUCGGCAUGACAGUAAACCUCGGCCCCAAGGGCAUCCUCGAUGGCAGCCACCGUCGGUGUCUCCCGCGGAAGCUCUCCGAAGGAUGUGCUGCCUACACGACAAUAGAUCAUACCUAUCCGCUCGUUAAGGAUAGUGCUUACAUGAGCACGCUCCAGGAUGGGUUGGAAAAGAGCGACAGCGUCUUUAAUACGGGUCGUUUUACUGCCUUUAAUGAUCGCGAGAAUGACCCUGCAUCUUUCUCCUCCGACCCCGUGUUCUGGGUUCACCAAGCGGGCAUCGACCGACUGUGGUGGAUCUGGCAGAUCCAGGAUAUUGAGGCUCGCCAGUACAAGGUUAGUGGAGGAGACGAGUAUUUAACCGACCUGGUCGACCUUGGUGUCAAUGGAGAAAAGAGAACCUUGCGCCAGCUCACGGAUACUUUGGGCGGCGAUUUCUGCUAUAUCUACUACUAA
Messenger RNA from Scedosporium apiospermum, 1431 nucleotides. RefSeq lists its product as uncharacterized. Bases 1 to 1431 code for a protein of 476 amino acids. The transcript is spliced from 4 exons. NCBI's taxonomy places the organism in Eukaryota, Fungi, Ascomycota, Sordariomycetes, Microascales, Microascaceae. Gene Ontology annotation, molecular function: oxidoreductase activity. The record is from RefSeq and is a predicted model, not a curated record.